Papaver somniferum (opium poppy) is the source of this 3362-nucleotide messenger RNA. RefSeq lists its product as uncharacterized. The transcript is spliced from 10 exons. The coding region runs from base 204 to 2963 and encodes 919 amino acids. The record is from RefSeq and is a predicted model, not a curated record. Gene Ontology annotation, molecular function: protein binding. Lineage: Eukaryota; Viridiplantae; Streptophyta; Magnoliopsida; Ranunculales; Papaveraceae.
AAUAAAAAACUGUAAAAGAGAGAGAGAGAUAUCUUGGAGAAGGGCUAUAAAGAAACAAGGGAAGAGAAAGAAAAAAGGUUUUGAGUUUUUCGAUCUCGAAGAGUGUUUACUGUGGAAAGAAAUAUUAGGGUUUUGAGCAAUAACUGAAGAAGAAGAAGAAGAAGAAGAAGAAGAAGUAAUAGUAAUAAUAAGAAGCAAUAAUAAUGAGUAGUGGAGGUGGUAAUAGUAGCAGCUUAAAGAAUGGAGGAGGAGGAGGAGUAUCAUCGAUACCAGCAACAUCAAAAAAGAUGGUACAGAGUUUGAAAGAGAUUGUAAACUGUCCUGAACAUGAGAUCUAUGCUAUGCUUAAAGAAUGCAACAUGGACCCUAAUGAUACCGUUCAUAGGCUACUCUCUCAAGAUACUUUUCAUGAGGUGAAGAGCAAAAAAGAAAAGAAAAAAGAGGUAACUGCAUGUAAAAAGACCAAAGAUCCUGACUCCCGCUCUCGAAUUGGUAACACAUCAAAUCGAGGAAGUAGGGGCACUCUAGACCGUAAUGCUGGACGUAGUGUAUCAUCUCAGUUCAGCUCAACUGACUCAGGUGCUUUGCGUGGUAAACCAGCAUAUAGAAAAGAAAAUGGUACUAACACUUAUCAUGGUUCUUCAACUUCUUCAUCGGGAAUGCCAGGCAGUAAUGUAAGCCGACACUCUACGUACAGCGAUGCUGUUAACGUUGAAAGUAAAGCACCACCUAUAUUUCCUUGUGAUAUCGUUUCUUCUUCAUCACAACCAACUCCAGCAUAUCAAUCUGCUUGGGCAGGUGUUCCAGGUCAUGUCUCGAUGGCUGACAUAGUGAAGAUGGGCAGACCUAAAGCCUCAACUAGACCAACUGUGGCUACUGAGACUUCUUACUCCAAACCUAGCGCAGUUGCUCCGAACACAUCAUAUUACAGUGGUAAGGAUCCUUUUCCAUCGGAAUGGGACGAGCCAAGCAACGUUGCAAGCCAACACGCAACUCACGACAAUUGGCCCUCGCCUGAACAGUCAGUUCCUAGUGGGUUACCUAUCUUAGAACAACCUGUCGACCAUGAGAUUUACAAUGACCCAUCUCUGGUACCCAACUUACAUGCUGAGAGAGCCGAUUUGCAUCUAAGUUCUCAGUCAGAUGAUUUCCGAAUAGCAAAGGGAGAUGUCAAUGUUGAAAACCUUAAUACGGAGUCCGAUCCUUCAUCCAGUAGACAUAUAGAGGAUGAUAGUGGUGCAGGAGGUGUAUCUCAACUUGAUAGUGAUGCGUUUGAUAACACGCACACCUACCAAUCUCACAGGCAUGCUUUUGACCAUCAGGAAGAAAGUGAUGACAACUCGCAAAUGUCCAAGCCAAAUUACUUAGGUUCUUCGGUUGAGGAUGUUCAUGUAGCAGUGUCAUCAGCUGCUGCUAACUUGCAACAAUUAAAUCUAUGGAAGGAGGAACAGUUGGGGCAGUCUGUGGAUGACAAUCCUUCAGUAAAGAUUCCAGAUCACCUGCAAGUUCCUACUGCGGACUGCUUGCACUUGAGCUUUGGUAGUUUUGGAUCAGGUAUUGGUGCUUCAUAUCCUGGACAAUUUGCAUCUAAGUCCCAUGAAAAUUCUCUGGAAGAUGCUUCUGCAGAAGCAGAUGUUUCAUCAGUUGCACAUUCAGAGGCGAGAAAUCCUGAAUAUUAUGGGGAAGAGCAGUUCAGAUCCAACUCAGAUGGGAAUGUAGCUUCUAAAAGUGCUGUCCCUGGAAAUUAUGAGUUACCUUCAUCAUCACAACCAGAGGCCAUGAAACAAGAUGCGACUGAAGCUACACAUGGACAUAACUACACCUUCGCCACUUCUGUGCCUGGCUAUGGCUUUGAAAACAUGGAGCCCAAUAGUUCGUUCUCUUAUGCACAUGCAAAUCAGAUGCAGAAUCUUGCAAGUCCUCAGAUGCAGAAUCUUGCAAACCCUCAGAUGCAGAAUCUUGCCCCCUUUUCAAGUGUUAUGCAUGCAUAUUCAAAUUCUUUAUUGGCUUCAACGGGUCAAGGUGCACGGGAAUCUGAUGUUCCGUACUCACCCUUCCAUGCAACACAGUCGAUGCCCACAAAGUACAGCAACUCAGUUUCUUCCAUAAGUGGUCCAACCAUUUCAAUGCCAGAGACUUUGAAGCCGGGUGUAUUUUCUACUCCUCAUCUAACGCAGCAGAAUCUACCUGGUAGCAGCAUUUCCACAGGACCUACACUUCCUCAACAUCUAACUGUUCACUCUUACUCUCAGCCAACACUUCCUUUGGGACCUUUUGCUAACAUGGUCGGCUAUCCUUUCUUGCAUCCGACAAGCUAUUAUAUGCCCUCGGCCUUCCAGCAAACUUACGGUGGUAACAACGCAUUCCAUCAUCAAUCCCCGGCUGCUGUACAUGGUGCAGGGAUGAAGUAUACACUUCCACAAUUCAAAAACGGUGUUCCUUCGAGCAGCUUUCCUCCAGCAGCUGCUAUUCCUUCUGGCCACGGAGGGUUUGCGGGUUCUGCUAACCUUCCCGGAAAUUUUUCACUGAAUCCAUCCACAACCCCUGCAAGCUCAACUACUGGCUAUGAUGAUGUUAUAAACUCCCAUUACAAAGACAACAGUCAUCUUCUUCCACUCCAACAGAACGACAACUCAGGUGUGUGGGUGCAUGGGCCUACUGGUUCAAGAACAGUAUCGGCAAUUCCUGCUAGCACAUAUUAUAGCUUCCAGGGCCAGGGUCAGGGUCAGGGUCAGGGUCAGGGUCAAGGCCAGGUUCAGGGUCAGCAUCAGCAUCAGAGUGGAUUUCGACAGGGUCAGCAGCAGCAACAACAGCAGCAGCAUUAUGGAAAUCUUGGGCACCCCAAUUUCUACCCUUCUCAGACAGGGGUCUCACAGGAGCACCAGCAGCAACAGACCCAAAAUGAUGGUUCCCAGGGUCAACAAUCUAAGCAAUCACACCAGAUAUGGCAGCACAGCUACUGAUUUUCCUCUCCCUUUGUGGUCUUAAAGGGUGCUUGUUGUGAGUUUAAAAGGUGGCCAAUCAGAUCAAUGCAUUAAUUUACACGGUUAGAUCAAUUAUACUCAAGUUUGCGCGUUCGUCUGAAUCUGAUCAACUGUACAUACUUUAAAAGAGAACCUGAAUUGGCUACUGCCCUGUGCCUUGAGGUUGUAUUUUGUUUUUAUAUGUCAGGGUUUCUUCUCUUAACAUAGGAGUACGUGUAGGACCACGUUCACUAGUCUGAGUUGGUGUUUAGUUUUCUUCUUCCUCCCUCUUGGGUUCUUCUUUUCCAAUAGUGAACAAAGGUUUUUAUUCCCUUUGAACAAACAUGUUCCUCUAAUGGUGAUCUUAUUAAAGAUAUCUAACCAUAGUUUGUUCUUUCA